GCUCGAACAUCACAGCGAGGCAUCAUCAUACGCCCACGCUCACCACUUGGCUCACUGUCGUACUCGGUACCCUACAGCGCCGAAAGAGCUGCCAAGGGGCUCCGUCGUCCAUGGACGUGCCGACCGCCGGUGGAGCCGCCGCCGCCGCACCGCAGCGCAGGGCCUGGGAGUGGGAGGGCCGGGUGGUGUCCCCGGUGCCGGCGGCGACGGCGGACGAGGCGUGGGCGCUGCUGUCAGACUUCCUGGCGUUCCACAAGUGGCACCCGCGCGUGGCGGUGUGCCGCCUGGCGUCGGCGUCGCCCUCCGGCGCCGCGGCGGCGCCCGGGUGCGUGCGCUACUGCGAGGGCACCCCGCCGGGCGACGGGGCGCCCGCCGACUGGGCGCACGAGACGCUCCUGGAGCACGACCAGGCCCGCCGCUUCUUCCGCUACGAGAUGAACGACAACAACAUGGGGUUCGGCGCCUUCUUCGCCGCCUUCCGCGUCGUCCCCGCCGCCCACGCGGCCGGCGGGUGCGAGCUGCGGUGGGAGUUCGAGUGCGAGCCCGUGCGGGGCACGCCCAAGGAGGCGCUCGAGGCGCGGCUGCAGGCCGGGCUCGACGGCAUGGCCGCGCGCGUGCACGAGCACCUCAUGUCCGCGCGCGCUGCCGUCGCCGCAGCCGCGCCGGCCCCCGCCGUGGCCGCAGGGCUGGAGGCCGCCGACGAGCUCAAGCUCGACAACUCCAUCGCGGCCUGAGCUCUGAGCAGUGAGCACUCGAUGUACGCACACGGUUCCACGUCUGCGUGCACGUACCGACGACGCACGUACGGUUGGUUGUGAUCUCGUCCCGUUUCUUUCUCGCGGUACUACGUACGUUGUCCGAUGAUAUUUUCUCUUUGUUCUGUUCUGGCCCUUCUGGGCCUUUGUCGGUUUGCCGUUAUGUAUGUGCGGCUACGUACCGUUUACUACAGUACGGUAGUGCCCUUAUAUAUACAGCUGUACCGGGAAUAAAUGUAUGAUAUUACUCGUAAUAUAUGCAAGUGAUCAGUGCAUGUGCAGUCUUUUA
Triticum aestivum (bread wheat) is the source of this 1044-nucleotide messenger RNA. RefSeq names its product lachrymatory-factor synthase. Lineage: Eukaryota; Viridiplantae; Streptophyta; Magnoliopsida; Poales; Poaceae. The transcript has a single exon. The record is from RefSeq and is a predicted model, not a curated record. Bases 111 to 734 code for a protein of 207 amino acids.